AUGGCGGAAGGUUCACUCACCGCAGCCCAGUGCAACACCAGGAGAGAAAAGCUGGAGGCCCUCAUGCAGACCCCCGAAUCGGGGACCACACCAGGUGGCAUAUUCCAGGGUUCGACACCUGCAAUAGCGUGGAGGGACAUGGCAUACCCCCCACACUCGAUGGGCAAACAACGGAGCAGACGCAGCCAACACAGAGAGGCCAAGACCCAAGAGACUCUCAUGCUACACCUCCAAAGGCUGCCCCACAGAGUUGUAUUGACAUGGCAAAGACCCAAGAGAGGCACAGCCCCCCUGAGAAGACGACGAAGCACAAGGCCCAUAAUGGCAGCAAUGCCAACGCAAUGGCGACCAGUCCUGCAGCCACUUGGCAAAGGGACAUUACACCCUCUCACACCCAAGCGACCAAACAGGCCACCAUGCGACGACCGGGGCACCCCAGACUCCCCAGAAGCAAGGAUGUAUGCUGCACAGAGAAUUGGAAGUGGUCGGAGAUAG
This is a messenger RNA of Pelobates cultripes (western spadefoot toad), 495 nucleotides long. Lineage: Eukaryota; Metazoa; Chordata; Amphibia; Anura; Pelobatidae. The record is from the annotation of a GenBank genome assembly.